AUGACCGAACACAAUCACGUUGGCCAAUACUAUAGCAACAUUGAUUGGACCCAUCAUCAACUGAUGUACACGUUUGUCACACGUCACAGGAUUGUUAAAGGAUUCAAUCAACUACAGCCGCCCUUCCCUCGCACUGGAGCCAGUUCAGCCAUCCUCCGUUCACUGAUCAAUCCACCAACUAUGUUCUUCUUCGGAGGAUCAAGCAUUCAAAACCAACACAACGAUCUGUACCACUUCACCUUUGAUCCUAAUGACUCCAAAACCAGCCUGACUGCUGGGAUUGUCAACACACUUGGACAAGCCCCUGCGCCGCAAUCUCAUGCUAUUCUCUCUGCAACUGAUGGCCACCUUUUUCUAUGGGGUGGUCAGACAAAUUCCAAUGUUCCAGACUACCAUCUCUACCGCCUUUCCCUAUCAACAAACUACUGGAAUCACUACAUCAUAUCCGGACCCUCCCCAGCUCUUUUGUUUGGUUCAUCUUCUACAAUUUUUGAAGGCUUUCUCUAUGUUUAUGCCAGCCAUGAUGUUAAUCGAUCUGUCCAAGGUGAUAUGUGGCGGAUUGAAUUAGACAGUUUACCUUCUGUCCCGUCUUGGGAGUUAAUCUCGUCCUCCAAAGAUCAAAUCUGUCCUCCUGCUUGUACAAGCCACUCUGCGGUAGUUUAUUCAAACUCCUGGAUCAUCUUUGGUGGAACAGACGGCGUCAACGUUUACAACGAUCUGUGGGAGUAUUGCUUCCUUUCUGCCAAUGGUUCUGUACCCCCUCCGUGCAAGGAUCACCUGGUUACCCAAGUCAAGGAUCACAUGUAUGUCUUUGGUGAACAUGAUGUUUCUGAUCAUAAAAUUUUUGACUUCUUCGCACUUGACCUUAUCAACCAUGUUUGGCAUGGAUUGUCUUCCAAUGGCCUUGAGCAAGUAGAUCCUUGUGGGAAGGCGGUAGUUGCAUGGGUUGAAACAAUAUACGUAUUUGGUGGACUAUUAUCAAAUAAUUCACGUUUUUAUCACACUCCCAACAGCAUCUCCGCUUGGAAUCAACAGCUUCAACAUCAAAACUACAUUUUCACCUCUUCAAUGGAGUCCCUUUCUUCAGUUGAGGACUAUCCAGCGAAAGAACCCCCGCCUGGCAAACAAAUCCAACCUCAAAAGCAAGCUAAGAGGUGGGAUCAAGCACGGGAAAAACGAGAACAACCUGUCUGUACCCCUGGCCAGCACCAGAACAUCUACCAUCAUUCUGUACCUCCAUCUUGCCAACACGACCCCUGA
Molecule: messenger RNA, 1260 nt
Organism: Puccinia graminis f. sp. tritici CRL 75-36-700-3
Lineage: Eukaryota; Fungi; Basidiomycota; Pucciniomycetes; Pucciniales; Pucciniaceae
Exons: 5
Coding region: 1-1260 (419 amino acids)
Cellular component (GO): Golgi apparatus
Molecular function (GO): protein binding
Source: RefSeq, a predicted model, not a curated record